AGCAUGCACCAAUAAUAAUUGUAUGCAAACCUCCAUAAUACCGAAGAGAAGAAGAAGAUGUUUUGUUGCUUUUCAACAGCCCUUCUCGCAGGAAGUGUGAAUGCCCUAACAUCUAGCACGGUUGCAUUGCUUUAAAAUUCCACUGCAGACGUCGGAUUGAACAUACAUUGGGUUUCACUGGUUCGCUGCACGGAUAGCGCUGCUGUAAUCAGUCUGGUAUUUUAUAGGCUUCCUUUACUGGGCCUUAGUUUUAAUUGUCUAUCUGGACUCUUGAAGAGGACGUUGUUCCAACAGACUCUCGGGUAGAGUUAGACGAUAACAGAUAACAGGAUUCUUGGUGAAUAGGGCUUUAAACGUUUUUAUUUUAAUAGAUCAGGUCAAAUCUAGGUGAGAUUAGCCUACAUCAGACAUGUAUUUGUCACCACUGAAGUUUUGAUAUUGAAAAGGACGUCUGAUCGCUCUGGUCUAGCUGUUUUUGUCUGAUCUGAAUUCUGCAACAAAGAAAGUAACUGUAGUGUAGGAUAGCUACAGAUUUACUGUCAUGUUUUUAUUUGAAGAAAGAAUAGCUUCCACGAUGGAUCGGGACAGAGCUAGUCCGUCCCCCUCCACCCUGCCGGAGUCCCCUGGUCACAACUCUCCUGGUAGCGCCUUACUGCUGGAUCUGAAGAGGGUUUCUGUGCUGCUGGUCGACUGCAGGAAAACAGCAGGGCAGAGUGGAACUGUGAGAGAAGGACACGAGGAGGAUGAGAAGGAAGAAGAUGGAGAUUUGAUUUCAUCAAGUGACACCCCUAACCGUCGUUCUCUCAGUGGGAGGAGCUUAUCAUCUGGGGAGCCUCAACAACAUGUUGCUGACGAGACAGAGAAGAGUCUCUCCAGAUCAGAACACCUCAAGAAACACCAGCAGAGAUGUAGAGGGAAGAAACCUCACCACUACUGCUCUGACUGUGGGAAGAGUUUCACUAGCAGGAGUGGCUUCAUUAUGCACCAGCGGAUUCACACCCGAGAGAAACCGUACUGCUGCUCUCAGUGUGGGAAGAGUUUCACCUGUGCAGGAGGUCUUAAAGUACACCAAAGAAUCCAUACUGGAGAGAAGCCUUACAGCUGCCCAGAAUGUGGGAAGUGUUUUACUGCUUCUAACGCCUUCAAAUAUCAUUUGCGAAUUCAUACAGGGGAGCGGCCUUACCCCUGCCUUGAUUGUGGAAAGAGCUUCAACCAGUCAUGCAACCUGACGACACACAAGCUAACACACACUGGAGUGAAGCCUUAUAGCUGUGAUCAGUGUGGGAAGAGCUUCAAUCAGGCAGUCCACCUGACCACACACAAGCUAACACACACUGGAGUGAAGCCUUACAGCUGUGAUCAGUGUGGAAAGCGCUUUGCUGUAGCUUCCACCCUGAAUAGACACCAGGUAACACACACAGGAGUUAAGCCUUAUAGCUGUGAUCAGUGUGGGAAGAGCUUUUCUGUAGUUUCCUCCCUGAUUAGACACCAGGCAACACACACUGGAGAGAGAACUUAUGUUUGUCUAUGUGGGAAGAGCUUUGCUCUAGCUUCCACCCUGACUACACAUCAGCGAACACACACUGGAGAGAAACCUUAUAGCUGUGAUCAGUGUGGAAAGAGCUUUGCUGUAUCAGAAAAACUAAUUAUACACCAGCGAACACACACAGGAGAAAAGCCUUAUAGCUGUGAUCAGUGUGGGAAGAGCUUCAGUCAAUCAGUACACCUGAAUACACACCAGCGAACACACACAGGAGAGAAUCCUUAUAGCUGUGAUCAGUGUGGGAAGAGCUUCAGUCAAUCAGUACACCUGAAUACACACCAGCGAACACACACAGGAGAGAAACCUUACAGCUGUGAGCAUUGUGAAAAGAGUUUCAGUCAAUCAGGGAGCCUAAAUUCACACCAGCGAACACACACUGGAGAGAAACCCUAUGUCUGUUUUUGUGGGAAGAGCUUUGCUCAUUUAGGGCCAAUGAAAAAACACCAGAAAGCAAAAAUGUGCCGUAUUUCAUCUUCCGAUCCGACACCGGUUCCAGAUCCCUAAAUAAAGGAUCAAUAGAAAACAUAUAUUGAACAGUCAUAUCCAUCUCUUUCUUGCUCUGCUUUCUUAACACUAUGAACAAGGCAGGUCCUACAGGCCCUAGUUUUGUCGCACCUUGACUACUGUUCAGUCGUGUGGUGAGAUGCCACUAAAAAGGACUUAGGAAAAUUGCAAGAACAGGGCAGCACGGCUGACCCUUAGAUGUACACAGAGAGAUAAUAUUAAUAAUAUGCAUAUCAAUCUCUCCUUGCUCAAAGUGGAGGAGAGAUUGACUUCCUCACUACUUGUAUUUAUGAGGUAUUAAAACAUGUUGAAUGCACCGAGCUGUCUGUUUGAACUACUGGCACACAGCUCGGACACCCAUGCAUACCUUACAAGACAUGCCACAGGAGGUCUCUUCACAGUCCGCAAGUCCAGAACAGACUAUGGGAAGCGCACAGUACUACAUGAGUCAUGACUACAUAGAACUCUAUUCCACAGUACUACAUAGAGCCAUGACUACAUGGAACUCUAUUCCACAGUACUACAUGAGUCAUGACUACAUAGAACUCUAUUCCACAGUACUACAUAGAGUCAUGACUACAUAGAACUCUAUUCCACAGUACUACAUAGAGCCAUGACUACAUAGAACUCUAUUCCACAGUACUACAUAGAGCCAUGACUACAUAGAACUCUAUUCCACAGUACUACAUAGAGCCAUGACUACAUAGAACUCUAUUCCACAGUACCACAUAGAGCCAUGACUACAUAAAACUCUAUUCCACAGUACUACAUAGAGCCAUGACUACAUAGACCUCUAUUCCACAGUACUACAUAGAGCCAUGACUACAUAGAACUCUAUUCCACAGUACAUUUACAUUUAAGUCAUUUAGCAGACGCUCUUAUCCAGAGCGACUUACAAAUUGGUGCUUUCACCUUAUGACAUCCAGUGGAACAGCCACUUUACAAUAGUGCAUCUAGGUCUUUUA
Messenger RNA from Oncorhynchus nerka (sockeye salmon), 3012 nucleotides. Its product is annotated as zinc finger protein OZF-like. Lineage: Eukaryota; Metazoa; Chordata; Actinopteri; Salmoniformes; Salmonidae. The record is from RefSeq and is a predicted model, not a curated record. Gene Ontology annotation, biological process: embryo development; regulation of transcription by RNA polymerase II; urogenital system development. The transcript is spliced from 3 exons. Gene Ontology annotation, cellular component: nucleus. The coding region runs from base 542 to 2047 and encodes 501 amino acids. Gene Ontology annotation, molecular function: DNA-binding transcription factor activity, RNA polymerase II-specific; RNA polymerase II cis-regulatory region sequence-specific DNA binding.